Molecule: messenger RNA, 1287 nt
Organism: Daucus carota subsp. sativus
Lineage: Eukaryota; Viridiplantae; Streptophyta; Magnoliopsida; Apiales; Apiaceae
Product: remorin 4.1
Exons: 2
Coding region: 268-1092 (274 amino acids)
Source: RefSeq, a predicted model, not a curated record
UGAAAGGUUGAAUAUAACAUAAUUGAUACAUAUUAGAGCAUGUGUAUGGCUAGUUUUGCUUUACUUUAUCAUAAUAAUUAUUAUUAUAAUAUGCAAGACUAAUUCGCAUUAGUGGAUUCUGGAAAGGGAAGAUGAGUACGCAAAUUUAAUAUAUACUGGACUGCGAGUAUGCUUGAUCCCUUUACUCCUUGUCUUUCUAAUCCCCAGUUGUCAUCUUCAUUCAUCACACUAUUCCACCACAGGCACUUACAAAACUAAAGUAUCAUUAUGUCAAGUGAUCAGAUAGUUACAACUAGUACUAGCACUACUGCUCAGCCAGACCAGGAGCAUGAAGAUGAUGAGCAAAUCAUGAGUAUCAGAGACAUCCAUGCUCUGAACCCGCCGCGUCCUCCUCCUCCUCUGCCUCGACGUAGGGAAGCUUGGGAAACAAGUAGCCACCAGUCGUCGAUGUCCAUGGCUAGCAAUGAAGGGAGUGAGAAUUUUACUACUAUCAGUAGGGAGUUUAAUGCACUGGUUCUUGCAGGGUCUGCUGUGGAGAAUAACCGGAGUGAGAGUGAUCAUGGUGGUGGGAAUAAUGGAAAUUAUAACUUGGGGAUGAUCGGGGAGGAGGAUGAGACGAACCCUUUGGCUAUUGUGCCAGAUACUAAUCCUAUGGCGUCUCCUAGGCGGCAGAGUGGGAGUGGUAGUGCUAUUGCUGGUGCUUCUUCUUCCAUGAGUAAUAGUCAUAGUGAAGUGUCGGUACAGAGGGUGAAGAAAGAGGAGGUGGAGACCAAGAUAAGUGCAUGGCAAAAUGCUAAGAUUGCCAAGAUUAAUAAUAGGUUUAAGCGCGAAGAUGCGAUUAUUAAUGGAUGGGAGAAUGAGCAGAUUCAGAAAUCCACUUCUUGGAUGAAGAAAAUUGAGAGAAAGCUAGAGGAGAAAAGAGCAAGAGCCCUGGAAAAGAUGCAGAAUGAUACAGCAAAAGCACAUAGAAAAGCAGAGGAAAGGAGAGCAUCCGCAGAGGCGAGAAGAGGAACAAAAGUGGCCAAGGUUUACGAAAUAGCAAACCUGAUGAAAGCUGUGGGACGAGCACCAUCCAAACGAUCUUUUUUCUAGUUAAGAAGAUUACCAGAGAGUUAUUAAGAAGAAUUUGUAAUGGAUAAUAUAAAAGCAUAAUACAUAUGUAAUGUUAGACUUCUGUACUUUCAGUUCAUAGAGGUGAUGUAGAUGCUAAAAAAUGGGUGAUGCAUCUAUUUGUUUGAGGUGUGUUCAGAAUUUUAAGAUAUCCUAUCUGAGUGAUGAUUUCUUAAA